Teleopsis dalmanni is the source of this 1393-nucleotide messenger RNA. Its product is annotated as sodium-coupled monocarboxylate transporter 2-like. Gene Ontology annotation, molecular function: symporter activity. NCBI's taxonomy places the organism in Eukaryota, Metazoa, Arthropoda, Insecta, Diptera, Diopsidae. The transcript has 9 exons. The record is from RefSeq and is a predicted model, not a curated record. The coding region runs from base 1 to 1371 and encodes 456 amino acids. Gene Ontology annotation, biological process: sodium ion transport; transmembrane transport. Gene Ontology annotation, cellular component: membrane.
AUGUUUUGCUGUACUUUGAGAUGCGGUUUGGACGAGGUGUACGAUAUUUCGGAUCUAUACUUUUCACAGUUGGUACUUUACUUACCGGUUGCCAUAUAUGUGCCAGCGCUUACCUUCAACCAAGUGAGUGGAAUCGAUAUACAUUUGAUUACACCGAUAGUUUGUCUUGUGUGUACUUUUUAUACUUGUGCGGGCGGUCUUAAAGCUGUAGUUUGGACUGAUGUUAUACAGAGUUUCGUUAUGUACGGAACUGUUAUAUUGAUAUGCAUAAAGGGUACUUAUGAUGUGGGAGGCUUAAGUGUGGUUUUAGAACGUAAUGCAGCAAGUGGUCGUCUAAAUGCGCCAGAUGUUACUUGGGAUCCUACUGUACGGCUUUCUAUACUUUCAGUACUUGUGGGUGGAACACUCCAUAAAAUACAAUCAUCUGAUGUAAAUCAAGUUUCCAUACAACGAUUUUUAUCAUUACCUACCCUGAAAAAAGUUAAACAGACUAUGAUCGUAUAUACAAUUUUAUUGAUAUUUUUACUUUUUUGCUGUUGUUAUAUGGGUUUAAUAACAUAUGCUACUUUCCACGACUGUGAUCCAUUGACGACGAAGCUUGCAACCGCUAGGGAUCAAUUGCCCACACUUUUAGUGAUGCGUACAUUAGGUGCAAUUCCAGGACUACCAGGACUCUUUGUGGCUGGGGUCUUCAGUGCUGCGUUGAGCUCACUUUCUACUGGGCUGAAUUCUUUGGCGUGUGUUAUAUCGCAAGAUAUAGUUAAACCAUUAAUAAAACCUCUUACGGAUGUACAAAUGGCUGUGUUACUGCGUUUAAUUGUGGUAUUUUUUGGUGUGGUGUGUAUGGCAUUGGUUUUCGUGGUGGAAAAGUUAGGCAUGGUAUUGCAGUUAUCAACGAUGAUAUCAGCCGUUUCAAUGGGACCAUUGCUGGGUAUCUACACUAUGGGUGUAUGCUUACCUUGGAUUAAUGGCAAGAGUGCACUGACAGGUGGCUUAGUGUCCUUUUUUACCACAAGUUGGUUAAUAACAAAUGCCCAAAUAUCACAAAUGAAAGGUGAGCUUAGACAUCCUACGUUACCUGUAUCCGUAGAAGGGUGUUCAUAUGCAUACGAUAAUUUUACAAUUGCUUUUCAGACAGAACAGUACGAUGGUUCCAGUGAACGAAAUAUAUAUCAUUUAUCAUUUCUGUGGUUUACAUCUCUAGGUGGCGUAAUAUGUAUUACUGUAGCUGCUUUGUCUUCAUUAUAUUAUGGAAGAAAUAAUAUUAAGAAAAUAGAUCCUGCCCUAUUGUCACCUCUAAUAAAACGUUAUUUGCCGAAACAUCAAAGUGAUAUUAGUAAUGUUGAGAUAGAAAAUAUUUUAAAAAAUUGAUUUCAAUAUUUUAUAAUAAAAU